Molecule: messenger RNA, 1812 nt
Organism: Nakaseomyces glabratus
Lineage: Eukaryota; Fungi; Ascomycota; Saccharomycetes; Saccharomycetales; Saccharomycetaceae
Gene: SGO1
Product: Sgo1p
Biological process (GO): meiotic chromosome segregation
Cellular component (GO): nucleus; chromosome, centromeric region
Source: RefSeq, a predicted model, not a curated record
AUGUCUAAUCUAUAUUCAGCUGGUACACCACAUAUACAGGAGUUACAAAAUAUAUUAGAUUCCCAACAGGAGGAGUGGGCUGCUAUUAAGGAGAACUAUACAACUCAAAAUUCAUUAAUUGCUAAAGAAAACUGUACACUCAAAAUGAAACUUAGCGAACUAGAAAACAAGGUCAGCCAACUCAUUAGAGAAAACGUGCAACUUAGAUCUCAGGUCAGUCUUAAUAAACUGGAAUUUCAAAACAAGCUAGCUUCCCAAAUAAAUGUCCUAGAAAAUGGUGUCAUACAAAGACUGGAAGAGGUUCUAUACAUGUUCGAUAGCAUACGAAAAAAAGAAUCAUUACCCAGCCGACCAACAAGUACAAAUGAAACAGUAGAUAGAAUUAAAAAACGGAGGCAAUCAAAUGAGGAAGCCAGGAAUAGAAGAAGAAGUAGGUCAGUAUCUACAGGAUCAGCCCAUUCGACUUCAUCAAUGAAGAGACGGUCAUCUACCUUUGGGGAGGAUUUGAUUGACGCCUCGAUCAAGAGAGCACUAGAUAAUGCUCAAUCAAACUCUUUACAGACAUCUGAUACUUUGAGAUUAAGUGAGCUACCAGGUUUAAACGAAAUUGAUACGAAUAAUGUUAAUAAUGAUAAUCUACUAUCACCAAUACCGCAUAAGAAGAGAAAAAGCAACAGAAGAAAAUCUAUCUAUGUUCCAGAACUACCGAAACCUAACAACGAGCCACUUAUGGAAAAUACUAUUGAACAACAGGAAAAUAUUUGUUCAGAAUCCUUAAUACAAGAAGGCGAACAAUCUGAAAAAUUAGGAGAAAAUUUGGAUGCUGAUCAGAGCCAUGUAGAGGAUCAGUCCUUUAGUUUCACAAAUUCAGUAUUGGAGUAUUCGAUUCCGGAAGAAAAUACUUUACCUAAACAAGAUAUAUUGGAUGAAACUGAGAAAAGAGACACUGCUGUAAAUCAAAAGAAAAAGCUAGAAAUUUUCCAUGACCCACCUGUAGAGGAGUUAUCUUCAAGCAAAAAUGAAAAGCCGCCAGAGAAUUCUAUUACGAACGAUCCUGCCUUUAUUACAGUAACUGGAAACAAUAAGGUGAAACAUUCCAUGAAAUCAAGAAAACCUAAGAAAAAUAAAGGAUCUGUAGAUGAGAGUAUGCCUUGCACCCAGUCAACUGAAUCUGUAGACUUUGACAGACCUAGAAGAACAAGAGGUAAAACUGUGGACUAUAGGCUGCCUUCUCUAAGGGCAAAAAUGAGGAGACCAACUGAAAAACUAGUUGAUGCUACUACAACUGUAAAUAUCCAAGAUUUACAAGUAAAAUACAAAAAGUCCAAGAAGGUACUUGAGAAAGAACUCAAGACAGAUAUGAAAGCAAUGAAAUCUCCUAAAAAAAAUGAAAAAACAUUUGAGUCUGGGACUAUUUUCAAAAAGAUUUCCAGAGACAAUGAAAGUAGGCCCAGUAGUACCCAUAGCACCAGUAGUGUCGAUGCGGAAUGCUCACACAACAACAGUCAUAGCGAAAAUAUAAACUCUUCAAUUAAUGAUACAACUCAUUCUUCAUUCAACAACAGCACUAAAUCUGUACUUUCAGAUAUUACAAACAUAUCUAAAAAUAAGCAACAACAGAAAACAAAGAAGCUGUUAAAGACAGCAAUUAUCAAUGAUAUAUAUGACGAUAAAACUAAGAAUGCGCAGAAAACUGUGAGUUUCAGAGUCAAUGAGGAUGAUCUGUCAGUUUUUGACUUAAUACAGCAUAAUGAUACCAAUAAGUCAAGUCCCAAAACUUAUAGGUCAAGAUCCAGAAAGAAUAAAGCUUAA